Messenger RNA from Harmonia axyridis, 1294 nucleotides. It is a transcript of the gene Taf13, whose product is annotated as transcription initiation factor TFIID subunit 13. The record is from RefSeq and is a predicted model, not a curated record. NCBI's taxonomy places the organism in Eukaryota, Metazoa, Arthropoda, Insecta, Coleoptera, Coccinellidae. Gene Ontology annotation, molecular function: protein heterodimerization activity. The coding region runs from base 139 to 543 and encodes 134 amino acids. Gene Ontology annotation, cellular component: transcription factor TFIID complex. Gene Ontology annotation, biological process: transcription by RNA polymerase II. The transcript is spliced from 4 exons.
AACCUAUAUAUUACUUGACAGAAAUAAAUUAAAUACAAUUGAAAUAAUAAACAUUUCACUACUUCUAAGCUAAGUGCAUGUCCCGUAGAAAUCAAGUUAAUUCAAAUAAUCGAAUUUGCGUAUCACUGAUCAUUCUAAAUGGCUAAUACUGAAGAAAAUUUCGAACAGUUCGAAGAAGAUGAAGCAGCUGAAACCACUCUUGCCCUAUGCAGUGCUGGAAGAAAACGCCUUUUCAGCAAAGAAUUACGUUGUAUGAUGUAUGGAUUUGGAGAUGAUCAGAAUCCCUACACGGAAAGUGUAGAUAUAAUCGAAGACCUUGUAAUUGAAUUUAUAAUUGAAAUGACUCAUAGAGCUAUGGAAAUUGGAAAAACUGGAAGAGUAUCUGUGGAAGACAUUGUUUAUCUUGUUCGAAAAGAUCCUAGAAAGUAUGCUCGUGUUAAAGAUCUUUUGACUAUGAAUGAAGAAUUGAAGAGAGCUCGUAAAGCUUUUGAUGAAAUCAAAUUCGCAGGUUUGAACCAAACGGAAGAAGAAAAGGCCGAAUAGUUGAAGUUUGAUAUAUUAAGAAUUUCAUUUUACCUAUGCCAAAAAUUUUGCAGUACAAAUACAUACCUAUAUUUCAUUAAGGAAAAUAUUAAAUUAAAACUCACUUGCAGAUCAUUAUUAUUAUGGUUUUUGUUAUUUAAAAUGUAUUUCUGGUUUUUCACUGAACUAACAGUUUCUCCUAAUAUCCUCAACAUUUCCAAAAGCUUGAAAUUUUUGUUAACCACACCUUUUAAUUAAAUUUUCAUCAAUAUUUAUUGUAACACAUGCACGUUUUGGACAUAAUAAUAUUUUUUGCUUAUCUAGACAAGGCAUUACUCAAGAAAGGAAUUAGUUAUGCAACAUUGAAGAUUAACCUGCCUUAACAUAGUCAUUUUUUAUUUGGUAGGCUGUACAAUAACUCCAUUUAUUUCUGAGGGAAAUUUUUUUUGUGCAUUUACAUAAAUAAAAUUAAUUAAAUUACCAUGGCUAUACCUUGUAGUAAAAUUGAAAAAACUUAUCGAGCAUAAAAUGAAAUGAAAAAGCCAAUACAGUUUUGAUAUUAUUGUUAUGGCGAGAUUUUUCCUUGAGUUCUUUCAAAAUAAAAAGAUAUUCAAGAAUAUUGUUGAAAUACAACAACUAAGAUUUAAAUUUAUGUUCCUUCUUGUAAAUUUUUGAAAAAGUGUAUAUUUUCGGAAAAUAAAGAUUUAUCUUGGUAGCGUGAAUUAUCCAAGUUAUUUUUUGGGGAUUCGUUCUUCCAAGAUUCCAGAAAUUC